Molecule: messenger RNA, 1625 nt
Organism: Ilex paraguariensis (yerba mate)
Lineage: Eukaryota; Viridiplantae; Streptophyta; Magnoliopsida; Aquifoliales; Aquifoliaceae
Source: the annotation of a GenBank genome assembly
AUUCUUCAAGUCUUUCGACUUUCAUGAGUCUGUCUUUCUUCCUCCUCGAAAGUUCCAUUUCAACCAUUCAUUCACCCACGGAAAAAGACACUGUAGUGAAGCCUUUGUGAUACUGCUUUCCUAUGCCUGGAGGAUGAGGGUAUUGAAGCCCCAGCUCGGGUGGUCCAGUUCACUGGUUUAAUUUCCUCCUCUUGUGGGAUACUUGUGUGUUGUGUACAAGUCAAAAAUGUGUGUUUUCUAACUCAUUCUACCAAAUUACACCAAAAUAUAGCCUUUUUCUCUUAACUUGCAAGGGAUUAUCAAAGAUUAGAGAACAUUAGAGAUCAUCAAAAUGAGCAGUCUUUUGUUUGUUCAAUUUUAUGUUUGCUUUUGUUGUUUAUUAUCGAAAACCUCUGCUUUAACUGAUACUAUCACUCCAACCUUAUCUCUUAGUGACGGCAAGACCUUAGUUUCAAAACAUGGAAAAUUUGAACUGGGUUUUUUCAGUCCAGGCAGUUCCAAGAACCGGUACUUGGGAAUUUGGUACAAGAAUAUCCGAGUUACAACUGUUGUUUGGGUGGCCAACAGAGAAAGACCAAUUAAAGAUCUCUCCGGCACAUUCAUGGUCAACAGCUCGGGCAAUCUUCUUCUUGUCAAUAGCCCUAAUGGUGUUGUUUGGUCAUCAAAUUCAUCGGGACAAGUCCAGAAUCCAGUCACACAGCUUUUAGAUUCUGGAAAUCUUGUCAUUAAAGAAGAGAAAGAUGUAAAUUCAGAAGCAUAUGUGUGGCAGAGCUUUGAUUAUCCAUGUGAUACAUUGUUACCAGGUAUGAAGCUUGGAUGGGACUUAAAGGUUGGUCUGAACAGGCGGCUAUCUUCAUGGAAGAAUUCCGAAGACCCUUCACCUGGAGACCUAACUUUAGGCAUAGAACUUCAUGAAUAUCCUGAGGGAGUCAUCCGGAAGGGCUCAACAAAGUACUUUCGAACUGGCCCCUGGAAUGGCAUUCGAAUUAGUGGCACACCUAACUUAAAGUCCAAUUCCUUGUAUUCAUUAAAUUUUAUCUCUAAUGAGGAGGAGGUGUACUACACCUAUCAGUUCUAUAAUGAAUCUAUAAUCGGAAGCCUUGUUUUGAACCAAACCACCUCCUUGGUGGAGCGCCAUAUAUGGUUGGAAGCUGAACAGAUCUGGAAGACUGUUUCAUCAAGACCGCAAGACUAUUGUGACGAUUAUGGUGCUUGUGGCGCCAACGGAUUAUGCAACAUCCUUGCCACACCUGUUUGCCAAUGUUUGAUAGGAUUCAAGCCAAAAUCACCGGACAGAUGGAAGUCGAUUGACACGUCACAGGGAUGCAUACGCAAUAAGCCUUUGGACUGCAAAAGUACGGAAGGCUUUAAUAAAUUUGUAAACUUAAAAUUGCCAGAUACUACUAAUAGUUGGUUCCCCACUGACGGAGGCGAUCUAUAUAUAAGAAUGUCUGCUUCAAGCUUAGAAGGGACAAAGAAUGGGACUACAGGGAAGUCGGAUCCUGGAGAGGCAAAAGAUGGUACCAAAUGGAUCAUACCAGUUACUGUUGUAGUCCCCAUUGCAGUAAUUUCUGGGAUAAUUCUUGUCAUCUAUUACAAUUGGAAGGGCAGGACAACAACAAAAG